This is a messenger RNA of Aspergillus tubingensis, 2130 nucleotides long. RefSeq names its product putative C6 transcription factor. The record is from RefSeq and is a predicted model, not a curated record. Lineage: Eukaryota; Fungi; Ascomycota; Eurotiomycetes; Eurotiales; Aspergillaceae. Gene Ontology annotation, cellular component: nucleus. The transcript is spliced from 4 exons. Gene Ontology annotation, biological process: positive regulation of transcription from RNA polymerase II promoter by galactose; DNA-templated transcription. Bases 1 to 2130 code for a protein of 709 amino acids. Gene Ontology annotation, molecular function: zinc ion binding; RNA polymerase II cis-regulatory region sequence-specific DNA binding; DNA-binding transcription factor activity, RNA polymerase II-specific.
AUGGACAGCCAUCCCCUCGAUUCGUGGGAGCGACCCCCAGACGACGAUCUUGGCGAUCGGGACGAGGCCCGACCGCGCAAACGCCGUCGCAAAUACAUCGCCAAAGCUUGUAAUGAAUGCAAGCGACGCAAAAUCAAAUGUAAUGGGCAGUCGCCCUGUCAGCGAUGCGGUCGCCAGCGCAUCGAGUGUGUGUACGAGGCGCCGCCACGACCAGAGAGCAGCGCAGAGAACCAUGAAACACUCGAUCGUCUCCUGACUCAAAUGACAGCCAUGCAGGAGCAAAUCACUACCCUCACCACAGCCGUGCACGCCUUGACGCAAAAUACCCUCGUCUCAACAGCAACAGCACUGCCGCGGUCGGACGUAGCAUCUCAGCGACCCUUCCGGCGGCACUCCUCCAUCAAAGAGAAAGAAUCUGUCUUUCAAGGCCCAACCACCUCCGCGUACAGUCUGGACCUAGCGAAAUCCAGCCUUCAGCGUCGCGGAAUCGUCGAAGAACAUCCCGAUGUCGCGGAUGCUGAAGACGGCGAUGUUGACGGCGACGAGGGCGAUACGGCCCCUUCUCAGGUGAUCCCCAUGGCUGUCGCUGCGUCGCCGCCACGCACGCGCCAUUAUCCGUCCGGUGAUCCACUGUGGACCAUCGGGAAGAGUGAAGCGUUGCGGCUGUGUCGCGUGUACGAGGAAGAAAUGGGAAUUAUGUACCCUGUGCUAGAGCUACCGCAGCUCCUGCAUCAGGUCGAGUUGUUGUAUGGGGCGGAGUCGUGGCCCCGGAUACCCGUUGCUCAGGGAAACGAAGAGCAGCUGGAUAGAACCGCUGUGCAUAUUCUGCGCCUGGUGUUUGCUUGUGCGCUUACAGCCGAGGCAGCGGGAAGCAGUGCCUUGGCGCUGAGCUUGUUCGAGAGUGUCCGAGAAGUGGCGGAUAACUUUGUCUGGGGAGUAGCGGGGAUCAAGAACAUCAUCUUCUUGACGUUGGUGGCCAUCUUCUACUUUCAAAUCGACGAAGAAACCCUCGCCUGGCGUACCAUCGGCAUCGUCGAGCGCAUGUGUCUCGAACGAGGCCUUCACCGCCGCGAAACCCUCAGCCAGCCAUCCAUAGCCAAGGCAGGCAAAGACCGCGUCCUCCGACUCUUCUGGUCGAUUUACAUUCUCGACAUCCGCUGGAGUUUUGGCACGGGCAUGCCCUUCUCCCUUGAGGACAGCGACAUUGACCCGUGGCUACCUGAGCCGGAGGAAAAGACGCCCUACCUGCGUGUCAUGAUUCGGUAUAGUCGGAUUGCAGCGAAAGUGUGGAAGUUUAUUUCAGCAUUCAACAACACCAAUGAGAUCAAGAAAGAAGAGAUGAAUUACCUCGAUUGGCAAGUCCAGCGGUGGAAGGCAGACGUUCCGCCCGUGUUGAGCAUUGACUCGGGUAACGUCCAGGAGGAGGAGCCACGGAGCUUGCGUCGCUUGCGGUCUCUGCUGUAUUUGAGGGCGAAUCAAUUGCGCAUGCUGAUCCAUCGUCCUGUGCUGCACUCGGCGGCACAUAUCGCCAAGUACCCUGCAGAGUCGCAGACCGUGGUAGAGUUAGCGAAGGAGUCGAUCCGAUUCAUCACGAAUCUGAACGAGACGACGGAUAUCUAUCGCUUGCAGCAGGUGACCUUUAAUUGGUUUCUGGUCUCUGCUGUCGCGGUGGUCUUUCUGGCUGUCACGCAGGCUCCUACCCACUUUAGCACCACUUGUAAGGAGGAGUUUUACAUGGCCCUGGAGCUGAUCAAGGGCUUUUCGACGAGGUCGUAUAUUUCGCAGCGGCUGUGGAAGUCCAUUCGCAGCUUGAGGAAGCUAGGUCCGCAGUUAAUGCAUCGGCCGGUGCAGAGUCAACAGGAGCCCGAGUGGAGAGGAGGCGCUGCAGUGCCAGCGGAGAGAGGGGACCUUGGCAACAUGGUGGAGGUCGCACCGAGCCAGUCAACAGGCACGCAGGAGCAGUCACCGCUGGACGGGGCGCAGAUGACACGCGAGCUAAUGGAGUGGUUCGAAGCGGUGGGGAAUCUGGAGACGCAGAUUAUGGGCAUGGCGCCCGAGGGAUUUGAUGCCGGAUGGCAGCGAUAUGACUAUGGGGAGGAGUUGUCGAGUGUGAUGAAGGAUUGUUUUUAA